GAGUGAUGACAGUAAGAAACGCAAGGAUGUUGAUGAUGAGAGUAUGGUUAACGCGAAAAGAAUGCGUCUGGAUUAGCCGCCAUUUUGUCACCAGAAAUAAUCAGGAUCAGCUGGUCGCAAACAUUCGCAGCGAAAAUAUUAAUUAUUGAAGUAAUUUAUUAUAAAUGGAGAGUCCGAAGACGCCAGGGCAGAAUGCCAUCGUCGCCAUGCAGGAAUUCAACAAGGCUGUGGUGUUUAAAGUGCCGAAAAUGGUGAAAAAGAAACGCGCACAGCUUGUUUUGGAUGAUGACAGAUUUGUUGAGGAACUGGGAAAAAUCAUUGAAAGAGAUUUUUUUCCUGAUCUUGAAAAACUAAAAGCAAAAACUGAAUAUUUAGAGGCUGUGGAAAACAACGAUGUGAUAAAAAUCAGAGAAUUACAUUUAAAAUACACUGGAUCAAGACGAGCACCAAGCAGAUUACCAAGUCCUGCCACCUUCGAAACGCCUGCCAACAUUCACAACUCACAAGACCCUGCCCCCAGCCCAGUGCACAGUCAGCCAUCUUGUGAAACCAAUGACAAAACACAAAAAUUAUCCCUGGAUCAGUACCUCAACUCACACACAUCCGAAGAUAAUCAAAGCUUUGAGGAAAUCAUGACUGAAUCCGAACGUAAGCAUCGUUUAAAAUACUCUUAUCUAUAUCAAGAGGAAGAUAAAUCAUUGCAAGAUCAGCAGAAUGCUUUGGCGUUGCCUAGUGUUGAACAACAGGCGGCGCUGCCUGCAAAAAAGCUCAACAUUGACACAUGGACGUAUAAAAACAAGAAUUACAUCAUGUACGUCCCGGAUGGUGUGGAUUUAACACCAGAGGAAGAGAUAGAGUAUAAUAAAAAGCGUCAGGAGGUAGUGCAUUCGAAUACUCGGCUGCAGUUGAAUCCGUUCAAUGAUUCGCAGAGUAAGGAAACCAUUACAGAGUUGGCCAAGAAACAAGCGCGCGGAUUGGACGGUAAGAUUGGCGUGGAUGGCAAGGAGUUGUUGACAGGCACACCGCAGAUCAACGGCUUCGGGUUGGUUCGGACACCGUCGCCAUGUCCGGGCGUAGCCGAAAGCCCGUUGAUGACAUGGGGUGAAGUUGAAGGCACGCCAUUUAGACUCGACGGUAGCGACACGCCGCUGAUGCGCACGCAAGGUCCAUCGUUCAAAAUGAACGCACCGCCGAAACGCGAGCAGUUGGCGUUUGCACUCGCGGAGAAAGCCAGUGAACGACAUCGGGAUAAGAAAAAGAAAGCCAUGGACGCAGCAAGGAAACAAUUUCAAAGCCCGUCACCUUACACAGGGUCAUCCCGUGAAAGACUAUUCAGCAUGUCACCCGCUGCGCAACGCCUAGCCACAUCAAAACUAAGAUUAGACUUAUCACGAACACCCAGAACACCAAAAACGCCAUUGAUGACCACAAUAGGCACACCGAAACGUAACCUAGGUAUUAAAAAGAGCGAUGAUAACCUCACUGAUGAUCUAUUGAAGAUUAAAGUACCUCGGAGGCAAACCGCUUCGGAUUUUUUCUAG
Dalotia coriaria is the source of this 1541-nucleotide messenger RNA. RefSeq names its product ess-2 splicing factor homolog (gene Es2). The transcript is spliced from 5 exons. The record is from RefSeq and is a predicted model, not a curated record. NCBI's taxonomy places the organism in Eukaryota, Metazoa, Arthropoda, Insecta, Coleoptera, Staphylinidae. Gene Ontology annotation, cellular component: catalytic step 2 spliceosome. The coding region runs from base 165 to 1541 and encodes 458 amino acids.